AUGGUUCACAAACCAUCUUCUCGCGGUCGGAUAAAUGGCGAUUCAGUCCACAAACCAGACGACCUUGAGUCAGCCAUUAGUUCCACACGACGACGUCCGCAAUUUCAAGACAUUGCGAAUCUUGCGGUGCAAAAUCAUUUCCACGCGGAGCUCAAACGAAAGCUCAAAGAGGGUGUAGAUCACGACGGUCUAGAGAAGUACAGAAAAAGUGUGUCCGAAAUCAAGAAGCUGAAGAAUAAGAAAGUGAGAGUGUUCUACGAAGCACAGAAUGAUAGACUUAGCGAUUGGCUAGAGGUCGAUGCAGUGGUUGCUAGCAUGGCGGAUGAUGUUCUGGACUCAAUGCGACCUCAAGACACGGAUGGGGACGGCGUUGCCGAGCAAGGGGGUAAAUUGAUGGAUACAAGAGGUGACAUAGACCCCUUGCUACCACACGAUGAAAGAGAAAGGAGGAGGACUGGGGAAAAAAGGGCGAAGUGGGCAAUCAACAUCAACAUUAUAGCCAACAUCCUCCUCCUUGCCGCCAAGGGCGUCGCCGCUCUCAAAUCUGACUCCCUUUCUCUCAUCGCCUCCCUCGUCGACUCUGCCCUCGAUCUGUUAUGUACCCUCAUAAUUUUCACGACAAACAAGCUCGUCGCGUGGAAAAUCAAGCGUCUACGGCACAAAUUCCCCGUUGGCCGGCGGCGACUCGAGCCUCUCGGGAUUGUCGUCUUCAGUAUCAUCAUGAUCGUCUCAUUUCUUCAAAUUCUCCAAGAGUCUGUCUCCAAACUGCUGCCCGGUCCUGGCCCGAAAGUCGCAGCUCAACUUCCGCCUACGGCCAUUGGUGCUCUCGUCGCGACGGUAGUAGUCAAGGGUAUCAUCUGGAUUGGCUGCGUACCUAUAAAGACAACACAGGUCCAAGCCCUAGCGCAGGACUGCAAAACCGACGUAGUUUUCAACACCUUCUCCCUCCUCUUUCCGCUGAUCGGGCAUUCCUUCCACCUCUGGUGGCUUGACCCCGUUGGCGCAGCCCUGCUGUCUCUCUUCAUUAUCUAUGAUUGGGCAGAAACGCUAUUCGAAAACGUGGCACGCCUGACGGGGGCAGCGGUAGACGAUCGCGUGCUGAAGAAGCUAAUGUUUAUGGCGUGGAGGUUUGCGCCAGUAGUGGAGGCUUUCAAGGCUGUCACAGCGUACCAUGCGGGCGAUGGCGUGUGGGUGGAGAUGGACGUGCUGAUGCCGGAGGAGACGAGACUCGGGAAGGCGCAUGAUGUGGCGGAGACCUUGCAAUAUUGUCUUGAGGGCUUGACUGAGGUUGACAGGGCGUUCGUUAGCGUGGACUACACGAGCGAGGGUCCGACUGGGCAUGCUGAGGAGUCAAGGUGA
This is a messenger RNA of Bacidia gigantensis, 1359 nucleotides long. RefSeq lists its product as uncharacterized. The transcript is spliced from 3 exons. Gene Ontology annotation, biological process: monoatomic cation transport; transmembrane transport. Gene Ontology annotation, molecular function: monoatomic cation transmembrane transporter activity. The record is from RefSeq and is a predicted model, not a curated record. Gene Ontology annotation, cellular component: membrane. Lineage: Eukaryota; Fungi; Ascomycota; Lecanoromycetes; Lecanorales; Ramalinaceae. Bases 1 to 1359 code for a protein of 452 amino acids.